This is a messenger RNA of Cornus florida, 939 nucleotides long. RefSeq lists its product as uncharacterized. Lineage: Eukaryota; Viridiplantae; Streptophyta; Magnoliopsida; Cornales; Cornaceae. The coding region runs from base 1 to 939 and encodes 312 amino acids. The record is from RefSeq and is a predicted model, not a curated record. The transcript has 3 exons.
AUGAAACAGCAUGACGAUGAGCGUCUCCAAGCUUUCCUUACUAGGUUUAAUCUAACCAAGAACAUGGUGAUAGAGUGCCAUCCUUCCACAGCAGUUCAGGCGUUCAAGUUAGCUAUGACCCGAGGGACACCGUUCCAUACCAGUCUGGUGGUAAACACGCCAAGGACAAUGGACGAGCUGAAUGAGAGAGCUGAUGGUUUCGUAUGCUUGGAAGAGGAAGAAACAGCUAAUGCUAGGAAGACAUUUAUCAUCUCCACGGAAGAGAAAUCCAAAGCAAAAAUAUGGCAGAAGCAAGUUCCUACGCAACGUCAGACCUCCUGGAAGACAGAGAAGAGGCCUAGGGAAGAUAACCUGAUUACUCCACUCAAAGUUACAUUGGCAAGGCAAUACCAAGAGAACAAAGAUAAGUUUCGCCCUUCCUUGCCAAUUAGACAACCUCUUGAACAACGGGAUCAAUCCAAACAUUGGUAUGUUCAAGGGCCGGCGCAAGAGCAAAAUCGUCCAGCUGAGCAGGUCAAGAGAAACCAAAAAUCAAACCACCAUAACGCUCAGCCCGUACGGAUUAUCAACGCUAUCCAUGACCGACCCGAGCAGACCGCAGAAUCUGAGGAAUUGCUUCGAACACGCCUUCGCCAAGCACAAAUGAAGGGGCGAAUUCCGCAUGAGGAUCCCUUGGUUGUCAGUUUGACAGUGGCAGAAUGCUUGGUACCAAGAGUGCUUAUCGAUCUGGGUAGCAGUGCGAAUAUCAUGCCUAGAGUCACUUUUGAUCGGCUUAAAAUUAAGCCAGAUGAGCUCAAAUCUACUGGAAAUCCGUUGUUUGGGUUUGAUGGCAAACAAGUCGAACUGAUCGGCAUAGUGGAAUUGCUGGUCCGAGCAGCUGAGAGGGACUUAGUCAAAAGUUUUGCGGUGGUGGAGAUAUAUCCUCCUACAAUUUGUUGA